Molecule: messenger RNA, 2543 nt
Organism: Limulus polyphemus (Atlantic horseshoe crab)
Lineage: Eukaryota; Metazoa; Arthropoda; Merostomata; Xiphosura; Limulidae
Product: multiple epidermal growth factor-like domains protein 9
Exons: 5
Coding region: 156-938 (260 amino acids)
Source: RefSeq, a predicted model, not a curated record
UUUCAGUCCUCUGUUUUCCAGUGGAUAAUAGUAACCCAGCCGAAGAAAGGCAGAUAACGCUGCCCCCUAGUUCUACGUAUAAGGAGAUCACAGGGCUCCGGGAAGGAACCAAAUACGAAGUUUCCGUGACAGCUGUUUACACAGGAAACCGGCGGAUGGCAGCACCAUCAUUAAUUUUUGAGACUGAAUCACCCUUUAUUUCCUCUGUUCAGGAAGAUCACGUGCUUCCAGGUCACAGCUUGUUUGUGGAAGAACCAGAAUGUAACUGUAGUGAGCCUGGAACAGCAGCAUGCACAAGAAUCCACAACACAGUAAAGUGCACUUGUUUCGCUGGAUACACCGGAAACUGGUGCGACCAAUGUACUUCUGGAUUUUUCCUCGACAAAAAGGUAUGCAAGGACUGCCCCUGUACGAAUACAACAUCAUCAGGAGAAUGCACAUCAGAUGAAUUCGGGGAGGUCAAGUGUGAGUCAUGUCUCGCUGGACAUCGUGGUCGUCUCUGUUCUUCGUGUACUGCAGGAUAUCGUUGGAAUAAUAUCAGUUGUGUGCCCUUGAACUGCUUGAGUUUCACGUUGUGCAUGGAGCAGAUGGAUCAUCCGGGGUGCAGUGACUGUAUUUACUUGAUGGACAGUUUGUCUCCGCCUACUGCACAGAAAAGUUCAGAGCGAACAAUCGCUGAUGGAACUGUGCCGUUAAUUGCUGUGAUAGUGACCCUUGGAAUCAUCUUAUUGGUUGCUGCUGGUGCUACAUGUUACCGCUCAUGGGUUCAUUGGAGGGCGCGACCAAGGCUCCCUCUAUGGGAAAUGGAACUCGGUGAGGACAAGAAGACGUUGGGUUACCAUUCUAUAUGCAGAAUAAAUGAUGAUAAUAUUCAUCAUGCAUCAACUGUGGCAGAAGAGGAGGACCUCACCGACUACACUCAUUCCGCUGUUUCAUAAAUAUCCCAUAGACCAGGUUCCGUGACCAUUGUAAUCGGGGAAAAGAAUUUAUUUUCAAAGAUUUCGAUAAAAGUCAUAAAACUGUCCUUUGAAGAGAGUUAAGAUUACAACGUAAACCGAUAGCGUUGCUUAAGAAGGGUGCCCUAACGUCAAAGAAAAAAAUAAACGUUGAGGGCGAGUUACUUCAUAAUUAGGGAGUUGGGUCAACAUUUGAUAAUGACACGGGACGGGUUAUUAUUACUAGUUUGAAUGUCAAGAAAAUAUUAUUUUAUACAAAGUAAGUGAACAAAAUAAUGGGUAACAAUAGGAUUGCAGAUAAAUUACAAAUGAGAGAAAAUAAAAUAAAGGUAUUGAACUUUAUUGUAUGAUAUAAAUAUGCUGUUUGGUAAGAAAAAGUAUUGCCACUCAUAAUUAUGAAAUAUGGUCUUAAUGGCGUUACUUGGCUAGAAAAUGUAACUGCAAGUGGAAGUUUUGCCAUAAAUAGUAAUUUUUUUAGAAAUGUUUACAUUUUAAUACAUUUGAUGACCUUGAUGAAAUAGUAACUACUAAAAACAACUAAUGUCUAUUUUUUUACUUCUUUAUGGCGGUUUCACCUCCUUUCAGCUUGAUUACGAACAGAAUGAAAAAUGAGUUGGAUAGCUAGCUAUUCUUCAUCCGAAGAAAUCCGUAUGUGUUCAAUGUUUGUAAUACCGCUGUUCCAAUCACUGUAGAUAUAUCUAUCGUGCUUUGUAUGUAUAGUAAGUUUCAGGCUACGGAUAAAAAUGCCCGAAAUAAUAAAUUCUUUAUUUGAUAAUUAUUUAUUUAGUGGUGCUAGCAAAUUCCAAGUAUGUACACGAUUUUAUUAUUUAGCACCUAACUAUUGACCAUGGUUUGGCUUCCGGAUGAAAAAUAUAAACGAAAAUGCAUGCCGAGUGAAUUAAUCCUAUUUAUGAACACUUAGUAUUUUGCAUGUACAUACAUACAGCUUGCUAAGUUUUACGUGUUAAGUGUUUCAACUAAAAUGUUGAUAAUUUCGAUCUGUUUCACGAAACUAACUAAGGAGUUGAAUGAAUUAUCAGAGAGAACAGUACUUUAUACAAAUGUUUAUAAUGUAAAGCUAAAGUGUCACUCAGCAAUAUAUAAAAAUACUAAUAACAAUGAAACAAAACUGUGGUUAUGUUUAGGAUAGCUCAAUAAAAGCUACACCGAUGUACCCUUAUUUGCUAUUUUGUAAAUAAAAACAUGCGAUCGAAAUUGUAAACAACUUUUUAUAGAAAUAUCAAUCGAGAAUGAGAAUUUAUUCUUAGUAACAUACAAGUCUUAAAAGGAAUGACUAUAUAAAAAAAACUUAUAUUUUUACUUAUACAACCCCUUCUAUUUAAAUGCACAAUAUCAUCGAACUUUAUCAGGGCCUCGUGAAAGAGGAUAAAUAUUUGGAGGUAAAUUAAGUACCAGUAUCAUUAGAAACUUGUAGUUAUUGUAGGACCAUCCUUAAAACAAUUUAAAGGUAUUGUGUUUGUUUAUUAGUUAGAAAAGAUUUACCUUGCAAUUUUUCUCAAAAAACAAACAAACUGCAAAAUAUUAUAGUGCCAUCUUUUGAUAUAUUUCUAAACUUUUAAACAGCAA